Messenger RNA from Linum trigynum, 5812 nucleotides. The record is from the annotation of a GenBank genome assembly. NCBI's taxonomy places the organism in Eukaryota, Viridiplantae, Streptophyta, Magnoliopsida, Malpighiales, Linaceae.
CGCGAUAUAACCAUGAAUUAAUUGUUGAUUGAUGCAGUUAUUUUCGAAUUCCAAUGAUAAAUUUGUGAAGAAUCAAAAGUUCAGUGGUGAAUUCGUCAACUGGCAUAAAGUUGUGACCGGUCGUUCUGUUUGCCGGGAGAAGAAUGGCGAGCUGGCCAAGCUUCCUCUUUGAGAUUUCCGCAGUAAACGUGACGACAAUUGAAGGCUAGUUUGACGAUUUUCCUAUUGUAGUAUUGUUCUCUUCUCUCUGUGUUUUGAAACCUUUUUCGCUCUUAUUCGAGCAAAUAAAAGCAAUAAUAAACAAAUAAUACGAAAAAGUGAGAGAAAAAUAUCUCAAAAAUGAAAAUAUAGCGCUAACUUGAAACGCCCAGCGCAUUUCCCCAUUCUUCCACUCCAUUCCCUUCUUCGUUCUUCCCUCCAAUCCUCCCGUUGGUUCCUGUCUCCGUCUCCAUCUGCAAUCUCCCAUUCAAUCGGCGGGGGAGAAAGCUUUAUAUCCAAGAAACCGACCUGAGCUCUCUCUCCUCAUCCUAAUCGGAUUCCUAGCCUUGUAAUUACAUUCCCGAUUUCCGAAUUUAUCGUUAGCUUACAACCGAAGAUUAAAGGUGGAACGCGCGAACUUGGCGUCGUCGCAGCAGUUUAUGGACGGUGGCGGAGGAGGAGGCGGCCCGCGGUACGUCCACAUGCAGUCGGAGUCACCGCAACAUCCGCCGCUGGGGCAGGCCGCGCCGGCGUUGUCAUCGUCGUUCUUCUCGUUCCACGGCCCCGUCCCCGAACAAUCGCGGAUUUUCGAGGAGCUGCCCAGGGCUAUCAUCGUUCAGGUUUCGCGGUCUGAUGCCGGCGACAUUAGCCCCGUCCUUCUGUCAUACACCAUCGAGGUUCAAUACAAACAGUUUAAGUGGCAAUUGCUGAAGACGGCUGCGCAUGUUUUUUAUUUACACUUUGCGUUGAAGAAACGAGCAUUGUUCGAGGAACUUCAGGAGAAGCAGGAACAGGUUAAAGACUGGCUUCAAAAUCUAGGGAUGGGGGAGAAUACACAAGUGGUGGAGGGUGAUGAUGAUGACGAGGCAAUUCCGGUACAGCAACAGGAUGAAAGUUCUAAGAACAGAGAUGUCCCUUCGAGUGCUGCACUGAAUGUGUUUCGUGCGCCGUCCUUGGGAAGACAGCAGUCCAUGUCGGAUAGAGCGAAGGUAUCAAUGCAGCAGUAUCUCAACCAUUUUUUGGGGAACAUGGAUAUUGUCAACUCUCGAGAGGUUUGCAAAUUUUUGGAGGUUUCUAAGCUGUCAUUUUGCCCUGAAUAUGGACCUAAGCUUAAAGAAGAUUAUAUUAUGGUGAAGCAUCUGCCAAAAAUUCCAACAAAUGAGGACAAUAGGAAAUGUUGUUCCUGCGGCUGGUUUAGCAGCUGUAAUGAUAAUUGGCAGAAGGUGUGGGCUGUCCUCAAGCCUGGAUUUUUGGCCCUGCUUGCUGAUCCUUUUGAUGCCAAACCCUUGGAUAUAAUCGUUUUCGAUGUACUACCAGCCUCUGAUGGGAAUGGUGAUGGCCGAGUGACACUUGCAACAGAAACAAAAGAACGCAAUCCUCUACGACAUACAUUUAAGGUCACAAGUGGCAACCGGAGCGUAAGGUUGAGAGUCAAAACUGGUGCAAGAAAUAAGGAUUGGGUUGCUGCAAUCAACGAUGCCGGACUAAGGCCUCCUGAGGGCUGGUGUCAUCCUCAUCGUUUUGGAUCGUUUGCUCCUCCCAGAGGAUUAUCUGAUGAUGGUAGUCAGGCUCAAUGGUUUAUAGAUGGAAGGGCAGCUUUUGAAGCUAUUGCUUCAGCUAUUGAGGAUGCUAAAUCAGAAAUAUUUAUUUGUGGCUGGUGGCUUUGCCCUGAACUCUACCUACGACGGCCAUUUCAAGAGCAUGCUUCUGCUAGGCUUGAUGCUUUGCUGGAUGCUAAAGCUAAGCAGGGUGUUCAGAUUUACAUUCUUAUGUACAAAGAGGUGGCUCUUGCUCUUAAAAUCAACAGUGUUUAUAGCAAGAAAAAACUCCUUAGCAUUCAUGAGAAUGUACGUGUGCUGCGCUAUCCUGACCACUUUUCUUGUGGAGUAUAUCUUUGGUCACACCAUGAAAAGCUUGUAAUUAUUGAUCACCAGAUUUGUUUUAUCGGAGGACUGGACUUGUGCUUUGGUCGAUAUGACACAAGCGAACACAAAGUGGGUGACUGCCCUCCUGUUAUGUGGCCUGGAAAAGAUUAUUAUAACCCAAGGGAAUCAGAACCAAAUUCCUGGGAAGAUACAAUGAAAGAUGAACUUGAUCGUACAAAGUAUCCUAGAAUGCCUUGGCAUGAUGUCCACUGUGCUUUAUGGGGGCCACCGUGUCGUGAUAUAGCUAGGCACUUUGUUCAGCGUUGGAACCAUGCAAAGAGAAGUAAAGCUCCAUACGAGGAAGCAAUCCCACUGCUUAUGCCUCAGCAGCACAUGGUUAUCCCGCACUAUAUGGGCAACACAUCUCCCAUGGAGGUCAAGAACAGACUAGCGGAUGAUAAUGGUAAAAUCCGGAGAGAUUCUUUCUCAGCUAGGUCGUCUUUACAAGAUAUCCCAUUGCUUUUACCUCAAGAACCAGAGGAACUUGAUGGUUCUAUUGGAGGUGGCCCCAAGUCCAAUGGAGUGGAAGCAGCAUCUCUUAAAGCCUCCAAUUCAUUACGGAAAGCCAAAGUAGCACCAUUAUCUCCAGAUAUGCCUAUGAAAAGCUUUGUGGACGACCACGACCCUUCAGAUGUGAAAAUUUCUCCAGUUUUGUGGACGCAACCUGGUGGCAUUAGAUCCUCUGAUUUGGAGUGGUGGGAAACUCAAGAGAGAGGUGAUCAGAUUGGUUUUGGUGAUGAAGAAGGGGAGGUUGGCCCACGUGCAUCUUGCCAUUGUCAGGUUAUGAGGAGUGUAAGUCAGUGGUCUGCUGGUACAAGCCAAACUGAAGACAGCAUUCACAAUGCCUACUGUUCUCUUAUUGAGAAAGCAGAGCACUUUAUCUAUAUUGAGAAUCAAUUUUUCAUAUCAGGUCUUUCAGGAGACGACGUCAUAAAGAACAGGGUGCUAGAGUCAUUAUAUCGACGAAUAAUGAGAGCAUACAUAGACAAGAAGUGUUUCCGUGUCAUCAUUAUCAUACCGCUCAUCCCAGGUUUCCAGGGUGGUUUGGAUGAUGCUGGUGCUGCAUCUGUGAGAGCCAUAAUGCAUUGGCAGCAUCGAACCAUCUGCAAAGGACAACAUUCAGUAUUGCAUAAUCUUUAUGAGCUUCUCGGUCCUAGAACACAAGAUUACAUUUCCUUCUAUGGUCUUAGAUCCCAUGGUCGACUUUCAGAUGGUGGUCCAGUAGCCACUAGUCAGGUGUAUGUCCAUAGUAAAAUCAUGAUCAUUGAUGAUUGCGCAACUCUUAUUGGAUCAGCUAAUAUCAACGAUAGAAGUCUUCUCGGUUCACGAGAUUCUGAGAUUGCCGUACUUAUCGAGGACAAGGAGUUGGUGGAUUCGUCGAUGGGAGGGAAGCCAUGGAAGGCCGGUAAAUUUUCUCAGAGCCUUCGUCUCUCACUUUGGUCCGAGCACCUAGGUCUUAAUGGUGCAGAGAUGAAACAAAUUCUUGACCCGGUGAUUGACACAACCUACAGAGACAUAUGGACGGCAACCGCAAGGACGAACACCACUAUAUACCAAGACGUGUUCUCUUGCAUACCCAACGACCUAAUUCACUCCAGGGCGGCGCUCAGGCACAGCUUGUCGUCGUGGAAGGAGAAGCUCGGCGGGCACACGACCAUCGAUCUAGGGAUAGCCCCCGAGACGCUCGAGUCUUACCUGAACAGCGACAUCCAGGGCACGAGCCCGUCGGAGAGACUGGAAGCGGUCAGAGGGCACCUAGUCUCUUUCCCCUUGGACUUCAUGUGCAAGGAAGAUUUAAGACCCGUGUUCAACGAGAGCGAGUAUUAUGCUUCUCAAGUUUUCCAUUGAUUUUGACCACAUCACCCAUUAGGGUUCUCAAUACCCUGCGGUGCAAGGCAGCCCCCAGAUGGCGGUGGGCUUCAUUCGGGCUGUUUUUUGAGCCCGAAACACUCCUUUUUUUCACCUUUUGGUCCGUAGCCAUUCAUUGCCCUUUGAUUUCAGCCAUUUUUAUAUGUACACUUGAGAGAGAGAGAGAGAGAGAGAGAGAGUAACAGCAGCACAACACUACUAAUUAUAGGUCCAUACAUGUGAGAGUACCACGAUAGUUGUAUAGGCUUCACCAAAUACACAAACUUAUCCGAUUUUUCCCAUCAUCACAAAAACAUUAUCUUUAUGGCAUUUGAGCACUAGAAGUCUAGAAGCGUGAAGCUAGAAUGGUUGAAUCAUGAUUGCCACAUUCUGAGUUGAACUUGUUUGAUGCCCCCGUCAAGCGUAACAUGUUCCCAACCUAGUUAACCGAUAAUGACACGUGCGCUGAUUGACUUGCGACCUAAUAAUCCCAGCUCGAACAAGAUUCUACAUGUGAGUAAGACACCUCUAAACAACGAUCGAUGCAUCACUUGAUUCAUAUGUAACCAAACUAGUCUGUAACUUGAAACCUAACCUAUCCAACUUGAAUCCAAUUCUACAUAUCAUUGCGACGCCUUUAAAAAUAUCAACAAAAUGCAUCAUUGGAUUGUUCUGUUUUCAAACUAAUUUAUAACUUCGAUCGACAUAACUUGAUUAGCUCCCACUAGAAACAUACUUUUCAAUGAGUCAUCCACCUAACCCCACAGGUGUAUAGACUAUAGGCCGAGUAUGAAUAAGGAAAGUUAGGCAAGUGGGAUCGGAAAAUCACUUACCACUUCCGACCAUGUUUCUUCCCCACAGUCAUCAUGUUUUUUUUUUUUUUUUUGGUGCUUUGCUGCAGAUUUGCACCCUUUCGCUGUAGUAUUACCCACGGGGAGGGAAUGUCCUGAACCGAAGCAAGCCGCCACAAAGGGCUCCAAAUUUACCACACAGUUGGCAUAUUAUUGUUGUCAUUGUUAAGUCACACAGCGCAUUUGCGUCAAAAGCAAAAUCCACCCACUUGCAUUCUCAUCCACGCAUUAAAGAGAAAAAACAUGCUCCGUCGACAUCACCAAGAAGAAUGCUGGCUGACUACACCACAAGCAAGUGGCAACUUGUCUCGUUGCUCCAUAUCCAAAAGAUAAAAAAAAUAAGGAAGAAAACUGUGUGUGAUGACUGAUGAUAGCUCUUCUUCCUAAGUUGCACUAAUCAUAAAAGUAAUGUUUACUUAUUGACAUGGAUUUGGUGGUUUUGGUGACUCAAAUGUCAGACUUUUCUCUGUUAUGGGGCAGUGGCGGAGCCAGAAAUCUGAAUGAGGGGGAGACUGACGUGAACCGUAACAAUUAAAGGAGGGAUGACCAACACGUUACAAACACUGGGUAACUAGAAACAAUAGUCGACAAAUAAAUCGAAUUUGUUGAUGAAAUGGUCUUUUUGUGCUAUUAAAUGGACAACCUUAUUUGUAGUAGUAGUAAAAUCUUAACACAAUUUAUGAUAGAAUUCAUGUUUACAGUUCAGCAACCGUUGUUUAAUUACUGGUACCAAUUGGUAUGUUAUCACAAUCAUAAUCGUUUUGCCUCCCGUCAUAUUCCCUUUUGCAUUAGAUGAGAUCUAGAGAGGACAAGAAGAAGAACUCGUGGAAACAGAAAGCUGGCCAUGAAGAACUCCGCUGGAUCCAGCCCCCACGUACCAUAAGAACUUACUACUAUCCUCUUCUUCUAGUAAUAGGGUUGUGCAAUGAGAUAAUUCCAAUCUCUAUCACCCAUCUAAUCCAAAUUGGUCAAGAAAUUUCAGUUAAUUUA